This is a messenger RNA of Ilex paraguariensis (yerba mate), 483 nucleotides long. NCBI's taxonomy places the organism in Eukaryota, Viridiplantae, Streptophyta, Magnoliopsida, Aquifoliales, Aquifoliaceae. The record is from the annotation of a GenBank genome assembly.
AUGGGAGUUUCAGAAGCAUUUGUUUAUGUCAUGGCUAUGGAAUGUGUCUUCAAAGGGUCAUUAGAUGCGUUGGAUUGGCUUCAUCAUAUGAUCACCACUGAUGUUGAGAUCAUUGAGAAACAAUGUGAAGAGUUCUAUGUUACCAAGUUUCUGUUUGGACUGUAUCCAAGUCCACCUAAUGUGAAGGUAUUUUUCCAAGGAGAUGAUAGUAUCCCUUCAUUGAGUAUUGUGUAUGCUCGAGUUCGUGGUUUUGUACUGGAUUCUUAUUGGUGUCAAAACUUCAGGAAGGGUAAUUCAAGUUUUGUGUCUGCUUUAGGGGGACAGGAUUCUGAUUGCGUAGUGGUUUCAGAGGUCUUAGUUUGGGAUAUUAUAGUUCAAGAUUCUAGUUUUUCGGUAGAGGUCGUAGAAGAUAUUGAGGUAGAUAGAGGCUGUGGUUUUGGUAGAAGCUGGAGUAGAUACACUGGUCAUGAAAUCAGUGUGUAA